AGACGGCUCAGAGGAUGCAAUGCAAAUCCUGUUCCAGUCAUUGUCGCUCAUUUUGCGAUCUGCUGCGGCUGCCUUUUCCCUGACUGCUGUUCCUCACCGCCUGUAGCCCACCAUAGAUAUUGGCGAUGCCAGCUGGCACCAUGUGGCUCUUCGCCGUUGUCUGGCAGCUGCUGCCCGGCGCGGCAUUGGCAGAGCAAACGCAAGUCCUUUGCCAUUCCAGGGGCUGCUACACCUGGCACGGGGAGCGCGCGUCGUUCGACAAGGCGCUGAAAAACUGCGUGAACGACGGCGGCAGUCUGUUGACAAUCAAGACAGAAGAGGAGGCGUCGGACGUCGCUAGGCUGCUGAGGAGGAGUUCGAUCCCAAAUGCCGGUAAAGAUGUCGAGUUUUGGAUCGGCCUCCGCUUGGACUCGGGGCAGUGCACGGACUCUGAUACACCGCUACGGGGCUUUGCCUGGCUGGGUGACAGUAAGACUGCGCUGUACUCAAACUGGCAGAGGGAACCUUACGGCACCUGCUCGUCCCAGAGGUGCGUGACCGUUCAGUAUGCCUCUAACCACAUCGAUUCUACCAACUUCGGAUGGGUCGACCGGGCGUGCUCACGUGAAACUAACGGCUACCUGUGCCAGUUUAACUUUAGGGGGAUGUGCGACGAACUCCGGCUGGCCGGGCCGGGUGAGGUGUCCUACACCUUUCCCUUUUCCCUGAAGCCCCUUGCCAGUUCCAACUUACUUCUGCUUCAGCUUCCUUUUGGCACGCUGGCACGGGUGUCUUGUGCAGAUGAGAAAAAGGAGCAAUUGACCUGCACUGCUAAAAGUGACGGGUCCAUUAGUUGGAGCAAGUCGGAACGCUUUUGUCUUUCGGCAGAGACUGGGUGCCAGUAUAAAAAUGGAGGCUGCCAGCACAACUGCACAGUUAGCGAUGGGUCCGUGCUUUGCUCUUGCCUUGAUGGGUACCAAUUAGACCAGGACAGGUUUUCAUGUACACCCAUCGAUUUCUGCCAGUCAUCCCCGUGCUCCCAUCAGUGCCAGCCUGAGCUGAAUGGAUUCAAAUGCCAAUGUCCCAAUGGAUUUGACCUGGCCGAGAAUCAAAGGGACUGUGUUGAUGUCGACGAGUGUUUAUCUUCCCCCUGCGCUCAGCUGUGCAAAAAUACCCAUGGUGGAUUUUCUUGCGAGUGCAAAUCAGGGUAUGAAAAAGCGAAGGGACAAUGUGAAGAUGUGGACGAGUGCCUCGAUCUGCCCUGUUCUCAAGAAUGUCAAAAUGUUCCCGGCUCCUUCACCUGUUCGUGUUAUAAGGGCUUCAUGCUUAUAGACGGCGUGACCUGUGUGGAUAUCGACGAGUGUCUGGAGACCAAACCCUGCGAACAGGGCUGUAGGAACACCGAGGGCGGCUACCAGUGCCACUGUGCGGAGCACUUCGAGCUCGCAAAGGACGGAACGUCGUGCGUGCCAUCUUCAAAUCCGAAGACACACAACUCCUUUCGCGACGAGGAACUGCAUGUGCAGCAGGUCACAACCCCAGCGCCGCUACUGACAGGACCCUCCGAACUAGAUAAUGAGGAAGAAGAUUACAUCGGAAUGGCCACAGAGAUCCUCGCCGCUAGCCCGGUGUCUACUACCGCACAGGCCGUUCAGCUGGAACACAAUGUGGAUCCCCACAGCUCGUCAUGGGUGCUGGGCUCGGUGCUGCUGGCCUCCGCCGUCCUGCUUCUUCUGAUCGCCGCCGUUAUCUCUUUGAUUGUUUGCCGCCGCAGAAACUCUGACAAGCACGACAAGAAAGAGAAGAAAGAGAAGGUGGCGACAGACAAGUACUGCUGGGUAUCGUCCAAGAGCAAAAAACGAGAAAAGCAAGCGGAUAACAGCAACGGCAAAUUAGCCAUAUCGGCGGGCUCUGCAGAGGAGCACGUGUGACCUGUCCAGUAUAGCGCCUUACAGCGCGGGACCUGGCAAUAGAAGAACACAGGGUGUAGAUAAUGGAAUGGAGACAAUGAGGGCAAAACGUUAGGGUUAAGAGGGGGGCACAGGGGCGUCACUGGGGAUUUGUCUGUAAUAAUGCAAGUGUGUGAGGCUGAGACCAUUCAAUAAGAUGUAACGAGUCUGCAAGUGGGCGUUUAAUUUAAAAGAAUAAACCACAAGGCCGUUUGUUAUCUUUUCGGCUAAA
Molecule: messenger RNA, 2160 nt
Organism: Erpetoichthys calabaricus (reedfish)
Lineage: Eukaryota; Metazoa; Chordata; Cladistia; Polypteriformes; Polypteridae
Product: complement component C1q receptor-like
Exons: 1
Coding region: 126-1910 (594 amino acids)
Molecular function (GO): calcium ion binding
Source: RefSeq, a predicted model, not a curated record